AUGGAUAAUACCGCAUGGACGUACACCGUCUCGGCGUUGCAGGUCCGUAUGCUGCGAAUUCCAGUGGUCGACUCUGCAACGAUCAGAGAGCUGCGGGUGUUUGCGACGAUCGACAAACAAGCCGCUCAAUCGCGAGGAUCGAGAUGGAAACAAGAGUUUCAGUCAGUUGGACGAUCACCUCAGCGGUCGACUAGGAAGCGAGGACAACGAAACAAAUCACUGAGGAGGGUGGAGCCGUAUCGACGCAGUGGACUGAUCGAAGAGGCCAAGUGGACACGCGGUGAAGGGAAGCUGCAAUGGACUUUUCCAAUGGAGAAAUUUCGUCAUCUGAAGGCGUAUGCUCCGAGGGUUAAGGCGUUUGUGUACGGUAUUGGAGAGGCCGGAGUGGUGAACCCUUGCCGAGCGCAGAUCGAGAAUCUCGCUCGUCAAGAGAAAGAAGGAGCGAUUUUGAGCUUUGGAUGGUUCUUUCUCGAUCUAAGGACCCCAGACCUCCCAGAACGGUGGCUCAAACUGCAAAACUCACCUUUUGGUGGUGAGAUUUUGAUCUCCAGCACUUUUUUGCCGGCCAAAGCAGUGGCAGUCGACGAAGCGGGAGCAAUACCAACUGUGGUUUCAGGCGAAAGUGGAGAAUAUUUGCAGAUUGGAGACGGAACUGGUCAAGACAUUUUUGUGCUGUCUGUCUUCAUCCAGGCAGCUUCUAACCUGCUGAAGGUUGUAGAAACCUCAGUGGGUGAGAACAGACAGGCAUUGGAGGAGACGGGAUUCUGGCUCAGCUAUUCUCUGUUCGAUGUGGUAGUCCAGACUGGUAUUUUCCAUAACCUGAGUGUUGCCGAGUUUUCGCCCAUUCGCGAUAGUUUCCGCGUGAAGACCAGCUUGAAGGAUCUAGCACUCUGUCUCGAGGCUUUAGGGACCCUUUCGGUGUUUUUGUGCUCAGAAAACCGGGUCCUAGCUGGAGUAGAGAUUCCGUUGCACCUACUCCUGUCAAAAGGGUUCUUUGCAGAAGGGAGGAACAAGCCGAAACCGGGCGACACUGUUGACGUUGAUGGCAAGUUUUCGUUCCCUGACUUCAAAGAAGCCAUUAUCUCUGCUUCCGUUGCUGUUGAACUCUGGAUGCGGCUUCUGAGGUUAUAUUCAAAUUGGACCAUGUGCGUUUGA
This is a messenger RNA of Phytophthora infestans T30-4, 1155 nucleotides long. RefSeq lists its product as uncharacterized. The coding region runs from base 1 to 1155 and encodes 384 amino acids. The record is from RefSeq and is a predicted model, not a curated record. NCBI's taxonomy places the organism in Eukaryota, Oomycota, Peronosporomycetes, Peronosporales, Peronosporaceae. The transcript is spliced from 4 exons.